Schistosoma rodhaini is the source of this 2303-nucleotide messenger RNA. Lineage: Eukaryota; Metazoa; Platyhelminthes; Trematoda; Strigeidida; Schistosomatidae. The record is from the annotation of a GenBank genome assembly.
CAAAAACAAACUUCGUCGAACAGUGAACUAAAUUCAAUAAAAUUAAUUCUAAUUCGUUUCUUGCUGUAAGGUAUCUUUUUAACAUCUACAUAAUAAGAGAUGAUCAUCGCACAAAUAUGAAUGGUCUCACUGCAGAUGGAUAAUGCUAUACGAUAAGGAAAUAAGUCGAGAUAUUCGAAAUUUUCAAAAGUUAUGUAAAGAAAAGCGACAGAAUUUGCUACAAGAUUAUAAGAAUGAAGAAAAAGAUUUAAAUGAAAACUUUCAAAAGAAUUACAGAGAAUUGGUUAAAUCUCAUAAGAAACAUUUAAGUGAUCUUCAGUCGAAAACUGAUAAAAGUAAACGAAAAUUCAGAAGGCACCUAGAAUGUGAACUGCGUUCCGAAAAGAAGAAUUUAAAGAAGUUCUAUGGUCAAAAAUCGCAAAGUAUCAGCCAUCUUACAAUUUUAAAUGAUUUACCAUUAUCAUCAAUCUCAUUGAAUAAUUUACAAACAUUACAGUAUAAUACUAAUACUACUACUAAUACUACUAAUAAUAAUACUACUGAUAAUCAUUCAUUAAUCGUUGAUCAUUCAAAUAUUUCAUCACAAUUACCACCGGAAACAUCAUCAAUGUCCCACUCCUUUAAUCAUUUAAACAAAUAUGAAACACGCAACAAUAACCGACCUAUUGGUUUAAAUAAACAAUUAAGUAGAAGUGAUUAUAUGCUUCAUUCAAACAAGGGUCUCUAUAGUAUUAAACAUUUGAAUAAUGAUAUAGAAGAACGUUUUUAUCAUUGUUUAAUGAAUCAUAAGAAUAGAAUAGCUGAAUUAGAAUGGAAAUGUUUACUUGAAAGACAAGAAUUAAGAAGAGCAUAUCUUUUAAAUCUUGGUGAAUUAAAACAACGUCGUAUUAUAUCAUUAUAUAAUUUGAAUCGAUUACAAAUUAAAACAUAUUAUGAUAUACAAAGAAAAUGGUUAUGUGAAAUACAUUCCUAUGAAUUACAAUUACGUAAUAAUCAAAAUCAUAUAACAAUGAAUAAAUUAAUAGAAUCACAAAUGAAUGAACGUCAAAUGGUAUGUAAAUUAUUAAAACAAUCUAUUCAAAGUUAUAAACAAAUUCAAUUAAUAUUAGAGGAUAUUUUAAAAAAAGAUAUAAAUUAUAAUUAUACUACUUAUAAAACUACUAAUAAUAAUGAAUAUCAAAAAUCAACAUUAUUUAUGGAACAAUUAAUGGAAUCACCAUAUUAUGUUAAUGAAAUGAAUCAUAUAGAAUCUAUGCAUUCAUCAUCAGCAAGUUCAACAACUUCUAUGAAUGGUAAUAGUGGUAGUCAGGAAUCAAAUGAACAACAAACUAAUUCAAAUAAUGUAAAAGCAAAAAUUGUAGAAAUACCAAGAGAUUUACAAAAUUCUAUACAACAACAAAAUGAAUUAAUGAAUAAAGCUAAAUCAACACAAAGUAUUCAUUCAACAAUAAGUGCAUAUGAUUCUUUAUCUAAAACAUUUUUAAAUAUGAUAACAAAUCGUCAAAAUGAUUUAUGGAUAACUAUUAUAGAACAAGAACAAUCAGUAACAGAGAAUUUAUUAAAAGGACAAAUAGACCAAUUAAAGCUGUUGAUAACUAGUGAAAAUGCUGCAUUAAAACAAUGUCAAAUGGAUUUUGAUAGUCGUUUAGUUUAUUUAUCUGUUACAUUGGAAGCUAAUCAAAAGUUUGCUGAACAUGAAUUCGUUGAAGAACAAGAACGUAUAAUACAAUUUUAUUUUCCUAAUUCCAAUACCAAUAAUAUACGUUCACCUUCUCAAUAUCAAUCGGAAACCUUUCAAAAAGAUCACUCUUCAAAUGAAAAUAAUAAUGAUAAUGCACAAAUAAUAAGAAAUAAUACGGAUAAUAUUGAAUAUUCCCCUGAAAAUAUUCGUCCAGUAUUAAGUUCCAUAAGAAAAUUUGAAAAAUAUACAAAUGAACAUGGUGAGAAAAUAAUACCAAUCACAUUUAAAACACCAUCAUCAUCAUCAUCUAAAUUCAAUUCAAAUAGUAGUCAAGGUGGAAUGUUACUAACACAAGUGGCAAAUUAAAUUUGAUAUGAACAUGUUUGAAUAGUUGUAUGAAUAUGUAUUUGACGAAUAAAUAGAGAGAGAGAGUGAGGGUGGAUGUGUGUGUGUGUACGUGUUUGUAAGAGGAAGGAGACUUUUGUUUUUACAUAUGAGACUUAUAAUUCAAUAAUGACAUACCUAUUUUCAGUGAUUGAAUAGUUUUUUUUCUUUUUUUCUUAAAACUUGAUUUCAAGCAUGUAAACUUCACUAUAAAAUAUACAUUUUCAUGUAUGUAGAA